AUGGCAAUAGCCACAAUUUCAGGUUUAGUAUUUAAAAAAUAAAACAUGUGUAUAUCUUAGGGUUAAAAAUACGCACAUCCGUUCAUGUAAUCAAUGACAAUGUAUAUAGGAGAAGCUUUAAGUUUACUAUUUUAUUUCAUAUAUAUAAAAGUAUUUAGAUAAAAAUAUGAAAAAGGAAAAGAAGAAGCUAUAAGAAAAGGUUUAAAAACAAAAAUAAACUUCUUUUUACUUUUGAUACCAACUGCUUGUGAUUUUAUUACUUCUACUUUAGCUUUUUUUGCUUUAGAAUUUAUGCCACUCUCAAUUUAUUCUAUGGUAAGAGGCGGUGGAAUAAUAAUAACUGCUUUGUUUUAAGUUUAAUUUUUAAAAAAAAAGCUUUAUAGACAUCAUUUAUUAGGUUUAUCAUUUAUUAUUAUAGGCUUAGUAAUUGUCGGUUUAACUGUUUUAAUAUUCUAGAAUAAUUCAUCAUAAGAUAAUAAUAAAUUAAUAUUAGGUUUAAUACUUUUAAUAUGUUCGUUUUUUACUUUUUCAACAUAAAUUACUUUAGAAGAAAAGCUUUUCGGUGAUUAUCAUUUAAACGCAUUUUAAACUGUAGGUAUUGAAGGUUUAUGGGGAAUUUUUAUAUGUGGAUUGACUGUAAUAGGUGUAAGCUUUAUAAAAUGUCCAAGUUCAAUUGCUUCAGAUUGUCCUAAUGGUUAUUUGGAAGAUGUUCCUUUUUUCAUUAAACAAGUUUUUAUAAUGGAAGGAAAAGAUUAGCCGUGGCUUUUGGUAACUGUUAUAUUGGGAGUUUUUACAAUUUUAUUCUUUAAUGUAGCUUCUUUAGCUGUAACUAAAUAUGUUAAUAGCUUAUCAAGAAAUGUGGGGAUUGUAACUUAUCCAUUUAUUAUUUGGAUAACUUCUAUAGCAAUAGGAUGGGAAAAAUUCCUUGCAGGGCAGCUUGUAGGAUAUAUUGUAGUAAGUUUUGGAACUUUGAUUUAUAAUGAAAUAAUAAUUUUGAAAUUUUGGGGAUUAAAUAUAUUUACAAAGAGUGAAAUUGCUAAAAAAGAAGGAAAUGAAAAACUUGUUGGUGAUAUUCCGAGUGCAUUUAGUGAAAACAUUUUGCUAGAAUGA
Ichthyophthirius multifiliis is the source of this 1110-nucleotide messenger RNA. RefSeq lists its product as hypothetical. Gene Ontology annotation, biological process: pyrimidine nucleotide-sugar transmembrane transport. Gene Ontology annotation, cellular component: intracellular membrane-bounded organelle; Golgi membrane. The transcript has 2 exons. NCBI's taxonomy places the organism in Eukaryota, Ciliophora, Oligohymenophorea, Hymenostomatida. Gene Ontology annotation, molecular function: pyrimidine nucleotide-sugar transmembrane transporter activity. The record is from RefSeq and is a predicted model, not a curated record.